Messenger RNA from Laetiporus sulphureus 93-53, 1104 nucleotides. RefSeq lists its product as uncharacterized. Bases 203 to 1045 code for a protein of 280 amino acids. The record is from RefSeq and is a predicted model, not a curated record. The transcript has a single exon. NCBI's taxonomy places the organism in Eukaryota, Fungi, Basidiomycota, Agaricomycetes, Polyporales, Laetiporaceae.
GGCUGACAAGGUGGCAUAGUUCACGAAUGGCAAUGACAUCACCGACUCAAAAUGGACUACUCGUUUCACGGUGAGCAUUUAUCUAUGAAGAUUAUGACUUUACACUCAUGGACGCAAGAUUGCCUCGCCGUCCAAUUCGAGCGUGCCACCUCAAUACCCUCAGCAAUCGAACGGUGAUCCAAUUCCAUGGGGAGUCGGCGUUAUGGUGUCAUCUUACAACGAGACCGAUUCAUCGGCUAAGUUCUCUACUAGCAAUGCUACCUCUAGCGCUAGCAGAGCUCCCAACACCGCCUGGAGCGCGAAUUCUACCACUGCUGCAUCUGAUCCUGGCGAGACUGGUGGUCAAGAUCCUGCUGCUGGGAAUUCUGGCGAUCCUGAAGGGGCUUCUGCGAUCCAGAAUGUCAAGGCUAGCCAGGAUCACGACGCAAACAGGGACUCGGCGAGUACCUUCUCUGCAGAUCCCGAUGAAUCAACUGGUACUAUGAGUGUUACGAAGACUCGGCAUCGCAGUCAUUCUACGGAAGCCACCCCCGCUCAGGACACCAGCACUGCGGAUCUAGACUCUCACGACUCUGCGGAUACCAGUCACGGAGGGUCCGACUCGUCUUCUGAUCAUCACUCGGAUGGUGCAAAUGCAGACUCGGAUGACGGGAAUGACAGGGACGACGGGGAUGACGGGGAUGACGGGGUCGCCGAUCAAUCCACGAUGACCAGCUUGUUCGCGUCCUCCUCACACAUGCGGAAGGGCCAGGGUACCAAGACUGCUUCGCCCAGCGAUAGCUCUAUGGACCACGCUAGCUCGACUGGCACGCUCGCGCCUACGAUCGCCCUUCCUUCCAAGCACGAACGGGUCGCACAGACUCCCGCUGCCUCUGCUCCUGCUACUCCAUCUGCGACAAGCAGCAGCAUUCCUUCCUCACAGCCUACUGGGGUUCUGGAUGGAAAAGGUGGCGUCAAAUUGGCGAAUAGUGCUGGUCGUCGUCUUUGUGCUCCGGAAGCUCCGGUCUGGAUUUGUGGCCUGCUCGUUGCUGCUUUCGUACUGUGAUGAUGCAAUUGUAUACUUACAGGAUACCUUAAUGAAUUACUCUUGCGAUGAACUACGCU